This is a messenger RNA of Cavenderia fasciculata, 2301 nucleotides long. RefSeq lists its product as uncharacterized. The record is from RefSeq and is a predicted model, not a curated record. Bases 1 to 2301 code for a protein of 766 amino acids. Lineage: Eukaryota; Evosea; Eumycetozoa; Acytosteliales; Cavenderiaceae. The transcript is spliced from 5 exons.
AUGAAUACAAGACAAGUUCCACAUUUAAUAGAACAUCAAAUAAUCAAUCUAUUAUUCAGGUGUCUUACAACUGAUAGAUAUGUAGCCGAUUAUUUGGAUGAUAUCAUUGUAUUGUCGAGUGUAUGCAAGAGAUGGUUUAAUACAAUUAAAGUGGCUUUAUCUUGUUUGGAUCCUAAACUACCAUCAAUGUAUCAAACACCGUAUAGAUACUACCCAGAUAAAACACCGAUUCAAGAGUAUAAAAGAAUGAUGGAACAUCCACAAAGUCUAUGUUCAUCACCAUUAUCUUUUUAUGCUUUAAAUAUUAGAGAUACUUGUAAAGCAUUAGAUUAUUUAUUAUCUUCAACAUCUUCGUCUUCAUCUUUAUCAUUUAAAUCAACAUUUACAUCAACCAUACAAUCAUUAUUUAUUGUAAAUGAUGAUCACAACACUAAUCUUUGUAAAAGAUUGUUAUCGUCAUCAUCAUCAUCUUCUUCUUCAUCUUCGUCACAGUCAUUAGAAAUGCCAAAUUUACAAUCAUUGUAUUUAUAUAAUGACUAUCAAGAUGAAAAGAGAUUUGAUGAAAGGAGUUGUAAAAAAUAUUGUAUUGAAUAUUUAGUUGAAGAGAUGGAUGGUAGAUGGUUGAUGAAUAUUACAAAACUACAAUUACAGUGUCGUGUAGAACCAGAUGCAUUGGUAUCUAAGCUAUUUCAGAGAUGUCAGUCACUUGAAAAGUUGGAUCUUGUAGCUGAGGGUUACGACUCUCAUUAUGUAUUGGGUGGUUGGCCAAAGUUACUAUCUUGUCUCUCGGAAUGUCCACGAAUCACCAAACUCGGUCUUGGAUACGUCCAACAGAAUCAAACUAGAAUAGUCAGACAACUGCCAUUUGACAAGCUACCCAACACCAUAACAUCAAUUAGAGUACCGAAAGAUACAGUUUCAUCAUCACCUCUACUCAAACAAUUGGUCAAACAACACAAUACAUCUAUUAGAAAAAUAUCUUGUUUGGAACUUGACAAAGAUUGGAAUGAAAUCUUAAAACAUACCAAUUUAACAAAGAUUAGUUUGACUAUCCCCUCCUCAUCUUCCUCAUCCUCUUCAUCCUCAUCCUCUCCGAGGAUCCCUACAAUAAUAGCAGUAUUUCCAAUAACAAUUCAAUACUUGACAAUUGAAUUAGAUCCAGAUGAUAGGACUAUAGAUUACAAUGCAUGGAAGUUGGAGGAAUUGCCAACACUUGUCAAGGUGACUCUUAAACCAAUGAUUGUUAGACAACGAGCCACCUCUUUCAAGAUGAGUGUUGUAAAAUACCUCAGCGGUUUAAUCGAUCGUUCAAAGAGCCUGCAAUCGAUAUCAUUGGUUCGACUCCAUUGGAUCGAAUAUAAUAAGACAGAGGCCGACCUUUUAAUAUUCAAUCAACUAUUUGAUAGUAUUUCAAACAACAAGAGUAAAUCAUUUAAACAAUUUCAUUUCGAUACUUCUUUUUAUCAAAAGUUGGGAUGUAUGUUUGAAAAGUAUCAACAAUCCUAUCAUAAUAAUAAUAAUACUACAUGUCCAUUAAUCUAUUAUUCCAAUGAUACAUUUGGUAACUAUGAUAGUAGAAUGACAAUGAAGAUUUCAACUAUUCUCGUAUUGGCAACAGCUUUGCUUUGUACAUUAUAUAUUAAUGGAUGUAGUGGAGCUGACCCAGUUAUUGAUUGUAUCAUUGAUAAUGGACGUCUAUUUAACUUUUGUAUAUCAAAUUCAUUUGAACAGGUGUACAACAUCUCGACAAUGGCCGCCUAUGGGUUGAGAAUACCUGAAGGUUAUAACAACAGUCUUGUCCUAAACGACACUUUUGUGCCAGGUCAUACCUGCUUCCAACCUGCUCCUGACUCGAAGCUCUUUAUCGACCAAUUUGUUCAAGAUGCAAUCUACUCACUCCAAGACAAUGAAAACCUCUUUACCAAUCUCUCAAUGACUGCUGACCAGAUUAAAAAUGGUGCUACUAAAUGUGUUGAAUUCUUGGCUAUGCGUACUUGUACUCUUAUAUUUAGAUCACCAUACCCAGAUCAAAAGGAAGGAUGUGGUUCUUUUUGUCCAACUAUUUAUAGAAGCGGGUGUCCAUACGCUAAAUAUCCACUUGAAUUCCAGGGAUUACAAAUGUACCCACCAAAUGUAACCGAGUGUUAUGUCGGGCUCUCCAACAGCACCGACGACAAAACCUGUAACGUCUUUAACAUGCUCAACCGUAUUGGUGAUUUCAACUACGUCCCAACCACAACCACCAACGACAAAGAAGAGGACGAUGUUUUGGCUGGAACCCUUUUAGCUUUUGGAGCUUAA